Orycteropus afer afer is the source of this 2844-nucleotide messenger RNA. It is a transcript of the gene TAF4B, whose product is annotated as TATA-box binding protein associated factor 4b. Lineage: Eukaryota; Metazoa; Chordata; Mammalia; Tubulidentata; Orycteropodidae. Gene Ontology annotation, biological process: DNA-templated transcription; transcription initiation at RNA polymerase II promoter. Gene Ontology annotation, cellular component: transcription factor TFIID complex. Gene Ontology annotation, molecular function: DNA binding; RNA polymerase II general transcription initiation factor activity; protein heterodimerization activity. The record is from RefSeq and is a predicted model, not a curated record.
AUGCCCGCGGGCCUCUCAGAGCCGGCGGGUGCCGCUUCCCAAGCCAGUGUGAACGCAUCUGGGAUCGUGACCAUGGCCCCUGCCGGGGCUUUGCCGGUCCGGGUGGAUAACGCUCCGGUGGCCCUGAGUGCAGUGACUAAGGCUUCCGCCACUGUCUGCGUGGGGUCUACAGCGUCCCAGUCCGUGCAGAAGGCGGCCUCCAUGGGGACCCUGGUGACUAAAGUGGCUUCUGGCAGUGCUGUUCCUAAACUCAGCAGCGGCCCAAGACUGCCUGCUCCUCAGAUAGUCUCCGCUGCUAAAACCCCCAACACAACAAUCCUGUUGCCUGCUAAUUUUCAGCUUCCUCCAGGAACAGUUAUAAUCAAAAGCAACAGUGGUCAAUUGAUGUUGGUAUCUCCUCAGCAAGCUUUAACAAGUGCUGACACUACUAGUAACAUAACUUCAAGGCCAGCAGUACCAACGAAUACUCAAACGAUCAAAACCUGUACGAUGCCGAAUUCUAGCUCACAAUUAAUCAAGAAAGUGGCAGUGGUACCUGUUAAAAAAUUGGCACAAAUAGAAACUACUGUGGUAACCACUGUUCCGAAGCCUUCCUCAGUACAAUCUGUUCCUGUGCCAACCAAUGUGGUCACAGUUACUCCUGUAAAGCCGUUGAAUACUGUAACUACCCUGAAGCCUUCAAGUUUCGGAGUAUCACCUACCCCUUCCAGUGAGCCCAGUCUCAAAACCGAGAACUUGACAGUUGCUCAGACUAAUCUUUCUCCGAUGAUGCUAGAAAAUGUGAAGAAAUGUAAGAACUUCCUUGCAAUGUUAAUAAAACUAGCAUGUAGUGGAUCACAGUCCCCAGAAAUGGGGCAGAACGUGAAGAAACUGGUGGAACAACUUUUGGAUGCAAAAAUUGAAGCAGAAGAAUUUACUAGAAAACUGUAUGUUGAACUCAAGUCUUCACCUCAACCUCAUCUGGUUCCUUUUCUUAAGAAAAGUGUGAUUGCCUUACGACAACUUAUGCCUAACUCUCAGAGCUUUAUUCAGCAAUGUGUUCAGCAGACUUCUAGUGAGGUAGUCAUUGCUACCUGUACCACGACAGUAACAACUUCUCCUGUGGUGACAACAGCAGCUUCCUCAGUCCAGUCUGAAAAGACUCUUAUCGUUUCUGGUGCAACAGCUCCUAGAACUGUGUCAGUACACACUCAGAAUCCACUUGCUGGUCCAGGUGGAGCAAAUACUGGAGUUGUGACACUUCAUUCUGUGGGUCCAGUUGCUGUAACAGGAGGCACAACAGCUGGAACUGUUUUGCUUCAGACUUCAAAACCACUUGUGACUUCUGUACCAAAUACAGUUACAACAGUCUCACUUCAACCUGAAAAACCAGUUGUUUCUGGAGCAGCAGUAUCAUUGGCCCUUCCGUCGGUAACUUUUGGAGAAACUUCAGCUGCAACUAUUUGUCUUCCUUCUGUGAAACCUGUUGUCACUUUUUCUGGGACCACAUGUGACAAGUCUGCCAUUGAUGCUCCAGUCCAAAUCAAACUUGCACAGCCAAGCUCCAUCCUUUCACAACCACCUGGUAUUCCACAGGCAGUUAAAGUCAAACAAAUAGUAGUCCAACAGCCUUCAGGAGGGAUCACAAAACAAGUGACUGCACUUUCUCAUUCUUCAGCAUUGACCAUUCAGAAAUCUGGACAAAAGCCAGUCGACACUGUAAUAUCGACCAGUCAAUUUUCUCCAGCUUCUAUUCUAAAGCAAAUAACCCUGCCAGAAAAUAAAAUUCUGUCUCUUCAAGCAUCUCCUCUUCAGAAAAAUAAAGUAAAAGAGAAUGGAACAUCAUCCUUCAGAGAUGAAGAUGACAUCAAUGAUGUGACUUCCAUGGCAGGGGUCAACCUUAAUGAAGAAAAUGCCUGCAUCUUAGCGACACACUCUGAAUUGGUUGGCACAUUCCUUCGUUCUUGUAAAGAUGAACCAUUUCUUUUCAUUGGAGCUCUACAAAAGAGAAUAUUAGACAUUGGUAAAAAGCAUGACAUUACGGAACUUAACUCUGAUGCUGUGAACUUGAUCUCCUAUGCAACACAGGAGCGAUUACGAGGCCUUCUGGAAAAACUGACUACAAUUGCUCAGCAUCGAAUGACAACUUACAAGACAAGUGAAAAUUACAUCCUGUCUAGUGAUACCAGAUCACAGCUCAAAUUUCUUGAAAAGCUGGAUCAAUUGGAAAAGCAGAGAAAGGAUUUAGAAGAAAGAGAAAUGUUAUUUAAAGCAGCCAAGAGUCGUUCCAAUAAAGAAGAUCCAGAACAGCUGAGAUUAAAGCAGAAAGCCAAAGAGUUACAGCAGUUGGAGCUCGCACAAAUACAGCAAAGAGAUGCCAAUCUCACAGCUCUUGCAGCUAUUGGACCAAGGAAGAAGAGACCAUUAGAAUCUGGAAAUGAGGGUUUAAAAGACAACCUUCUUUCUUUUGGGACACCCAGCCUGACAGCCACCAAACAAUUGGUUCGUCCAAGAAUCACAAGAGUGUGCCUCAGGGACUUGAUAUUCUGUAUGGAACAGGAAAAGGAGAUGAAGUAUUCUCGAGCUCUGUACCUGGCCCUUCUGAAGUGACCACUCCACUCUCCGUGAAGAUCCUUGCUGUUUACUGCCAAAGAAGAUAAAAAGCAUUGUUGCACUGUCCUGAAGUGUCAUCACCAAUAUGGAAGGCCAUUGUUUACAGUUAUAUACUUUUAUUAAUUACAAAUACAUCCCAUGGGAUUCUUAAUGACCAGAAUACAGCUUUGUCUUGUGAAAAUCAGUGAUGAAAUACAAUUUGCACAGAAUUAAGUAUCUCCCACCCUGUAUAUUUAAUUAAAGCAAAUUAAG